This is a messenger RNA of Labeo rohita (rohu), 4187 nucleotides long. It is a transcript of the gene rap1gap2a, whose product is annotated as RAP1 GTPase activating protein 2a. Gene Ontology annotation, cellular component: plasma membrane; cytoplasm. The record is from RefSeq and is a predicted model, not a curated record. Gene Ontology annotation, molecular function: GTPase activator activity. The transcript is spliced from 24 exons. Gene Ontology annotation, biological process: regulation of small GTPase mediated signal transduction; activation of GTPase activity. NCBI's taxonomy places the organism in Eukaryota, Metazoa, Chordata, Actinopteri, Cypriniformes, Cyprinidae. Bases 50 to 2350 code for a protein of 766 amino acids.
GGAGGAAAGAGAGAGAGAGAGAGCAUGAGAAGGAAAAAGGUUGCUGGAGAUGUAUAUUCUCAGUCCCUCAGCCCGUGGCAGAGAGCUCGGUCAUACCAGAAUAGCGCAGGACGGUCCUGGUCCAAAGUCUGUUUCGGAGUGUGGGCCGGCCAGCAUGUCGGAUUCUGAAGCCAAAGUGAACUCCAAAAAAGCCGGCAUUCGGGCUGCUGUCAUUCUGAUCGGACUACUGCACAAGUCCAGACGGCAGAAGGAGAAAGAGAGGGACAAGGAGCGGAAACAAGAGCUGCUGACCAUCUCCAGUGUGCCUCUGGGAGAAUGUCCACCCUCACCUCCCCGCACUGCACCACCCACCAUGAAGUCGGCGGAGUUCUUCGACAUGCUGGAGAGGAUGCAGAUUCCCAAAACUGAGGAGACUAAGAAAUACAAGGAUGACUACAUCCCUUACCCCCGGAUUGAGGAUGUCCUAGAGAAGGGUGGGCCCUACCCUCAGGUCAUUUUACCCCAGUUUGGUGGGUAUUGGAUUGAGGAUCCCGAGGCUCCAGUUGGGACGCCCACGUCCUCAGACAGCAGCUUCUGUGAGGAGGAUGAUGAUGGUCUGAGUCCCGGUGGAGGAGGAGGCUUUGGUUACAGGCUGGAGUGUAACAGCAUCUCACGGGCUUAUCGCAAACAUUUUCUGGGCAAGGAGCACAUGAACUAUUACUGCACAGCCAGCAGUAUGGGACACCUCAUCAUGUCUCUGAAGUAUGAGGAGGCAGAUGGACAGGAGUCACUCCGUAUCAUGCUCAGAUCAAAAACAAAGACCCUUCAUGAGCGAAUCCCACUUGAAGGCCUCCUGCAGCUACCCAGCGUACCACAGAUAGCCAAGCUGCUCUGCGACGACGUCACGGGUCUGAAGUUCAACCCCGUCCUCUACCCUAGGGCCUCACAACUGAUCGUCAGUUUUGAUGAGCACGAAGUGAACAACACUUUCAAGUUUGGAAUCAUUUAUCAGAAGUUUGGUCAGACGACAGAGGAAGAGCUGUUCGGGAACAAUGAGGAGACGCCAGCCUUUACUGAAUUCCUCAGUGUUUUAGGAGACAAUAUUGAACUGCAGGAUUUUAAAGGGUUCAGAGGCGGUCUGGAUGUGUCUCACGGGCAGACGGGAUCGGAGUCUGUCUAUACCACGUUCCGUCAGAGAGAAAUCAUGUUUCACGUUUCCACAAAACUCCCCUUUACGGAAGGAGACAUUCAGCAGCUCCAGAGGAAGAGACACAUUGGCAACGACAUUGUCGCAGCCGUCUUCCAGGAAGAGCCCACACCAUUCGUUCCCGAUAUGAUCGCAUCCAACUUCCUUCAUGCUUACGUGUUAGUGCAGGCGGAAAACCCCUGCACUGAUCACACCACGUACAAGGUGUCCGUCACAGCGCGAGAGGAUGUCCCUCCGUUCGGCCCCCCUCUCCCAAACCCUGCGGUCUUUAAAAAGGGCCCUGAGUUCCGGGAAUUUCUCCUGACAAAAUUAAUCAACGCAGAAAACGCAUGCUGCAAGUCAGACAAGUUCGCCAAACUAGAGGAGAGGACACGGGCAGCACUGUUAGAUAACCUUCACGAUGAACUGCACAGACAGACGCAGGCCACAGUAGGACUGGGCUCAGCUACAGAUGAAGAAAAGCUAGAAAAUGGAGGUCAUGGAGGGCUGCUGGAGUCUUUUAAGAGGGCCAUGCGUGUGAGGAGCCACUCCAUGGAGACAAUGGUGACUCAUAAACACAAGAGUCCUGGUGGGACAUCAGGGGUCCCGUCUAGCGUCAGUGGUGGAGGACUCCAGCAGAACAGCAUGGAGUGCACCAAGAGCACCUUCACUCCUCCAGUUCUGUCUGCAAAAUCUCCAUUGAAGAGUCCAGUAAAGCGGCGCUCUGGUUUGUUCCCCAGACUGCACUCCAGCACAGAAAGUCCCAAUGAGAAACAUCCAACUCGCAGUGACCAAAAAACAGAAGUGUUACCUCACUCGCAAGAAGUGAGGUCAGAGACGUCGUCCAAUCCGAGUUCACCAGAGAUAUGCCCGAACAAAGAAAGGCCAUUUGUGAAGCUUAAAGAGUGUAGCGGCAGAGCUAAUAUCUCUAUCUCACGAUCCUCCUCCAGCACCAGCAGCUUCAGCAGCACAGCAGGGGAGGGAGACGGACUGGAGGAGCUGGAAAUGAGCAGUCACCCAUCCACGGCUUCAUCUGUGUACAGUCCGUCUCUCAGCGUGGACAGCCAGACCUCCGGAACGCCGCUGAUCAUGUGCCGCAGUCCCACAGAUGGCAAGAGCAAAACUUCACCAAGGUCGAACUUGAAAUUCCGCUUUGACAAACUGAGCCACUCCACAGGUCAUUAGGUCAGACAGAAACCACUGCAAAGACAAAAGGCAGUGGCUUUGAAUGGAUUUUUAUAGAUUGGAAGAAAAAGGGACCAUUUUCUCUUGCCGAUGCAACAGUUAUCACUGUUCAACAUAAUACACAACUGAACACUAUUGUAAGAACUGAUCAUACAAACACACAAGGACAGAAACGAACACCAGUCUUAGUAGAAAAAAAGCAACAAAUGUCUCUGUUUUUCCAACAUCUUAAAUGUAGUGAUCAAACAAGUGUUGAAAACUAUCCUUGCGUACCUGCGAUUGCUUUCUAGACCAGACGCUCAAUAUUAACACAGCCACUUGAAAUACUUGAAGAGUUCUCAGUCAUUAAAUGUUGCAAGAUAAGAUAAGGACUUCAAAAUAAGGAUUAUAAGCACCUGUACUGUACUCAGUCUUUUGCAGAGAUUACGGGUCAUUUUGAGUCUUGUAACACAUCGCCCAUCAGUGUAAGCCUUAAAAUACUGUACAUUAUAGAGAACUAUGCUUUGCUGAAGAUUUAGUUAUUUUGGAGUAAUGUGAAAAGGUCAAAUUCACCUUUCCUGAGAAGGGUAACCAAAGAUGAAGAUUGCCAGGGUUUAUUUAUGGUGAAACAGAUGGCGAAGACACAUUUAAUUAUAUUUUUAAAGCAAAAUUGGUCAUUUCAGUGUACAUUUAGUUCUCUACAUAAAGACUUGAGUAUACCGUUAAAGUCAAAAGUUGACAUACUCCUUGCAGAAUCUGCAAAAUGUUAAUUAUUUUACCAUAAUAAAAAGUAUCAUACAAAAUGCGUUAUUUUUUUAUUUUUUAAGACGUUUACAUAUAGUCCACAAGAGAAAAUACGUUGAAUUUAUAAAAGUGACCCUGUUCAAAAGUUUACAUAUGCUUGAUUCUUAAUACCUGAAUGAUCCACAGCUGUUUUUUUUUUUUUUUAUUAGUUAUAGUUGUUUAUGAGUCCCUUGUUUGUCCUGAACUGUUAAACUAUCCGCUGUUCUUCAAAAAAGUCCUUCAUGUCCCACAGAUUCUUUGGUUUUUCAGCUUUUUUGUGUAUUUAAAUCCUUUCCAACAAUGACUGUAUGAUUUUGAGAUCCAUCUUUUGUCUUUUAGGGAACAUUUUAGUAUCUACUGGUGCUACUGAAGGGCAGUACUAAAUGAAAAACAAAGAUAUUUAGGCAAAAUAAGAAAAAUGUACACAUCUUCAUUCUAUUCAAAAUGCUCUUAUUGUAAUAGUUGCAUACGAGUCUCUCAGUUGUCCUCAGUGUGAAAAGAUGGAUUUCAAAAUCGUACAGUCAUUGUUGCAAAGGGUUCAAAUACACAAAAUUGCUGGAAAACCAAAAAAUUAGUGGGACCUGAAGGAUUUUUCUAAAGAACAGCGGGCAGUUUAAAUGUUCAGGACAACACAGUAUGAAGAAUCAAGUGAAUGUAAACUUUUGAACAUUUCGAUAAAUUCAACUAUUAUUUUCUCUUGUGGACAAUACAAGGACAAUAUCUUAUUCAGGUCAGUACUAAUUAAAUAAUAACAUGCAUUUUGUAUGAUCCCUCUUAUUUUGGUCAAAUAAUUACAGAUUCUGCAAGGUGUAUGUAAACUUUUGACUUCAUCUGUAUUUGUUUCACACAGGGUUGGCAGCUAAUGCUAACUUCGCUGAACAGAUAUUUUUGCACAAUUGAACUUAAAAUUAUUUGCUUCAUUAAAUUUCAUUUGAGAAAGCACAGACACAUAAACAUGGUUCUUACUUUCAGACUUGUGGAUGUACAAAAAGGUCCUUUUUUUGUAAAUGCUUUGUUGUUUAACUAUGGCUGACAUAAUUUUUGAACAUUUUUUGAAGGAUUUUCUUUAGAAAUU